Molecule: messenger RNA, 1858 nt
Organism: Tinamus guttatus (white-throated tinamou)
Lineage: Eukaryota; Metazoa; Chordata; Aves; Tinamiformes; Tinamidae
Product: bile acid receptor
Biological process (GO): negative regulation of transcription by RNA polymerase II; negative regulation of inflammatory response; lipid metabolic process
Cellular component (GO): RNA polymerase II transcription regulator complex
Molecular function (GO): nuclear receptor activity; zinc ion binding; RNA polymerase II cis-regulatory region sequence-specific DNA binding
Source: RefSeq, a predicted model, not a curated record
CAGUUAUUAUUUGAUUUAUGUGGACUUGCAGCUGCCCUUGCUUCGACCCCAGGAAAGGCUGUGUGGGAAGUUCGUGUCUCAGAGCCUGCAGCUUUACUCUGCAGAGUGUCUGGAGCCUCGUGUAUGCAAAGGAACUGAUAAAUAGGGAAAAGGCCCGGCUUGCUACAGCGGGAAGCGGAGCUGGAAUCACUGCUACAUCCCAACAGAUUUGCUCUGGAAAGAAGAGACUCUCUCUGGAGCUAGUGUUUCCUUCUCAAAAGUCUACUGUACACCAAAGUGGAUGAAACAGUGCAAUUUUGAGGAAAAUAUGGCAAAUACAUUUGUCACAGUACCUGAUGGGUACUGUCUUGCUGAGCCCAUUCAGUACUACGAUGUUUUACCAGAUCACUUCAAUUAUCAGCUGCAAGACACAGAUUUUCAGACUGCUCCUUACUGCCAAUAUUCCACAGUUCAGUAUCCUCCUCAAGUGCUGCAGCCACAACCUUCACAAUCUCAGUACAGCACAUACGGCCUGGACUCUCAAUACGGUGACGGGCAGUAUAUAAUCAGCAACUGUGAAUUAAACAAGCCCCACUUCAUGGCUUCCCGCAUUGAUGACAGUGGGUAUCAAGGACUCAAAAGGCCACGAUUAAACCACUCUUCCUUGCGAAUGAAGGGACAGGAGGAGCUCUGUGUUGUGUGUGGUGACAAGGCCUCAGGCUAUCAUUACAAUGCACUUACCUGUGAAGGCUGUAAAGGCUUCUUUCGGCGCAGCAUCACUAAAAACGCAGUGUAUCGAUGCAAGAACGGUGGUCACUGUGAAAUGGACAUGUACAUGCGAAGAAAGUGCCAGGAAUGUCGCUUGAAGAAGUGUAAGGCUGUGGGAAUGCUAGCGGAAUGUUUGCUGACUGAAGUACAGUGCAAGUCAAAGCGACUCAGAAAAAAUUUCAAACAGAAGAGCAGUUUUCUUUGCAACAUAAAACUAGAAGAUGAAGGACUGAAUAGUAAGCAUGUAUCAUCUACAACAAGACCUGGAAAAAUCACAGAGAAGAUGGAACUCACUCCAGGGGAGCAUCAACUUCUUGACCACAUUGUAGCAGCACAUCAAAAAUACACAAUUCCCCUUGAGGAAACAAAGAAGUUUCUACAAGAAACUGCAAGUCCAGAGGAAAGUUUUCUGCGUCUCUCCGAGACAGCAGUUGUUCAUGUACAAGUAUUAGUUGAUUUCACAAAAAGACUCCCAGGAUUUGCAAGUUUAGCUAGUGAAGAUCAAGUUGCACUACUAAAAGGGUCAACAGUUGAAGCAAUGUUUUUGCGUUCAGCCCAGAUAUACAACCAAAAAAUUAGUGAAUGCCCAUCAACAAGUGACAGUCACGGAAGAUUUGCUGAGCAUGGGACAUGUUGCCACAUUCAAAACCUUGACAAGAAUGCCAUUUAUUCCAUGGAAAUGUCUCACAGCGAAGACAGCCCAACUUCCACUACGACCACAGGUAUAACCGAGGAGUUUAUUACUGCGCUGUUUUACUUCUACAGAAGCAUGGGAGAACUUAAAGUGACAGAGACAGAAUAUGCCCUGCUCCUCGCAGCGACCGUCUUUUUUUCAGACCGCCCGCUCCUGAGGGACAAGCGGCACGUGGAGGAGCUGCAGGAGCCGCUCCUGGACAUCCUCUACAAGUACUCCAAGAUCCACCACCCCGAGGACCCGCAGCACUUCGCCCGCCUCAUCGGGCGCCUCACGGAGCUGCGCACGCUCAACCACAGCCACGCGGAGGUGCUGGCGCUGCCUUUGCGGCUCUCCAUUUUGCGUCCCCCGCGCGCCGCCGCUUCCCGCCUCCUCGCUCUCCCUCAGCGUGGCGAGCCACGGCGUGGCCAUACCUGA